This is a messenger RNA of Ostrea edulis (European flat oyster), 3032 nucleotides long. Its product is annotated as transcription factor IIIA-like. Gene Ontology annotation, cellular component: nucleus. Gene Ontology annotation, biological process: regulation of transcription by RNA polymerase II. The record is from RefSeq and is a predicted model, not a curated record. NCBI's taxonomy places the organism in Eukaryota, Metazoa, Mollusca, Bivalvia, Ostreida, Ostreidae. The transcript is spliced from 9 exons. Bases 44 to 1300 code for a protein of 418 amino acids.
AGUUUAACGUUCAUUGGAUCGGGCUCGAUGGUUGAUUGCAAAAAUGGAAGAUGCACGUGUGCCGUGCUCAGUACAUAUUUGCUCUUUUCCUGGUUGUUCAAAAACUUUUAGUCGACCAAACAGAUUGAAAAUUCAUAUAAGGUCGCACACUGGAGAGAAACCAUUUGUGUGUGAAGAAGAAAACUGUUCAAAGCAAUAUGCUCGUGCAGAACAUUUGAAGAGACAUCAUGAAAAAUGUCAUCAAAAGUUGGAAAGUCCAACCAAAGUCAGAUGCAAAGAAGCAGGCUGCGGAGAGUCUUUUUCAACAUUUACUGCACUGAAGAAACACAUUGUGAGGAUUCAUAAAUUAAGACCAUAUAAGUGCUCAUACACGGGAUGCAGAAAGGCAUUUCAAAAGCACCAGCAUCUGAAGGUCCACGAGUUUGAUCACACCCACGUCAAUCCUUUUGUCUGUCCUGUGGAGGGUUGUGGAUUAAGCUUCAGAUGGCCAAAUGUUCUGAAAAGGCAUUCCAAAGUUCAUGAAGGGUAUCCUUGUGAUGUGGAGGGAUGUGAUAUGGUCCUUAAAACAUGGACACUUUUAAGAAAACAUAAGACGCAUCAACAUGGUAAAGUUUUCGAGUGCAAGGAAUGUGGUGCCUCAUUCAGACAGUCUAAUAUGUUUCAUCAACACAUGAAAACUCAUUUAAAGGAGCGAACUUUGCUGUUUUGUCCACGUGAGGGGUGUCAGAGAUCUUACAUGGACAAGAGAAAUCUAACGGCUCACAUACGGUGUUUUCAUGAUGGACAGAAGUUGACAUGUGAUAAAUGUCAGAGGCAGUUUUCUACCAAACAAAAGUUAAAGCACCACAGGAAGAUCCAUGACCCAUCUUAUCAACAGCCAGAGCGUAAACCUCGACUGAAUGUCCACAGGAAGAAAUCAAACCUAGAGAGACUUACAGGGUGUAAAAGAGGAGAGGACACAGUGGAGAGAACACAAGCAGCAGAGAUAAUGGAGUAUCAAUCGGUGGACACGGAAGACGCCAAUCUGGAGCAGUGUACCCCAGGUCCAAGUGGUGGAAUCCAAACUACAGAUCCAGACACUCUCCUCAUUGUUAGUGACUUUUAUCCAGCGGAGGAUAUAGUAGUGACACAAACUUCCAGAAGCCAUGGUGAGGGGGACACUAAGCAAACUGCCUCGCAGUGUUCAUCCAAUUCCAUGGAGAAAACAGCUGCUUCAAGUAAAUCCAGUUCUCUACCUAGAACUACGACGAUCUGUUCUCCACCUCAAGAAGACCAUCAAGUGCAGCACAAGUGCAGAUAGGUUGCCUGUCUGGAUUUUGUUUAUUAUUAACUGUUAUAUUUGUGUUCAAAUUCUUUGGUCUUGGUAUUCUGUAUUUUGUUGUUGUUGAUAAAGGCAUUAUUCUUGCAGAAUGCAUGAUUCAUGAAACUCCUCAAAAGUGGUCCCCCUGAAAACCAUUCCCUUCUCAAAAUAAGCAAAUUUUAAAAGUCCUGUCAAUGUCUUGUGUAUUCCUUACAUAUAAAUUCUCAAUAAUAUUGGCUACAUCAACCAGUUUUCUUUAAUUUACUGUUAACAAACAGGAAAUACUCCCACACAGAACUGGCCAGUUAGUGAUUUUGUUGGAAGUAGCACAUUUAUAUCCUCGUGGCAGGAAGUGAUCAUUACUGAUGUGGACUUUGAACUCUGCACUACUGUUGGUUAAUUCUAAUGAGUGGGAAUUGUUUUCUUACAAGAAUAUUCAGGAAUAAAUUAUAAUUAAUGAAGCCACACAGAUCCCAAGAGUUUUGUUAAGAAAUGAUGCAACAUACUCUGAAACCCAAUGUAAAUGUUGUGAAUGUUAUUCAAAAACAAACCCAUUUAGAGCGAAUGUUAUUCAAAAACAAACCCAUUUAGAGUGAAUGUUAUUCAAAAACAAACCCAUUUAGAGUGAAUGUUAUUCAAAAACAAACCCAUUUAGAGUGAAUGUUAUUCAAAAACAAAUCUUGGGGAUUGGGGUAUGCUUUGUUUCUUAUGUAUUUAGAUUUUUAAAGAUAUCGAGGAGAAUUUAAGCUACUAGAUUUGCAAUGAUUGAAAAGUAAAAGCAAUGUGUCUGCUGAAUGAAUCACUUUGUUUUUAAUGUGGACAUAAGUCAAAAUGGAAAUCAGUUUCAGAAUAUAGAUUUUUUUUAGACUGUAUAUAGAAUCAGGACUUGUUAAAAUGUUCAAUAGCAGUUAUAAAUUAUUCCAGUCUUGCCUAGCAGUAUAGCACAUUAUUAAUCACAUGUUGUAAAUUAUUCCAGUCUUGCCUAGCAGUAAGCACAUUAUUAAUCACAUGUAAUAACUGCGCCUGCAUCUCCACCUGACAUCAAAGUGAACACUACCCAUCCUGCUGUAUUUAAUUUUACACUUGAAUACCAGAGAGUCUGAUUUUUUGUUUUUAGGUAGUAAAGUCAUUUCUAAAAAAAAUUACAUAAAUCGUUGGGAUUUUUUUUUUAUAUAGUGCUAAAUAUACAUGUAUAUGCUUUGAAAUAUAUUUUCUAUUUAUUUUUUUCCUGUGUAUUAUUUUUUAGUGUAUUGAAACUACAAGUAUUAGAUGUUGUACUAAGUUUUCUUUAAAGUUAAUAAUCAUAAAUAGCAUUGAUAGUGAACCGUGAAAGCUUAGGAAAAGGUACAUAACUCACCAGUCACUCCUCCAAGCGGACCAUUUUCCUCAGUGUGACAGCUGGCUGGUAUUGAGGAGUUUCACGGUAUACAUUUUUACACAAAUAUUUUAACAACUUUUAUUCUGUAAGUAGAGUGCAAUAUCUGGAAAUCUUGACGAUGAAAGUAGUGCUAGACCAGUUUACAGUCGGUAUGAACAUUGAGUGUACAGACAGUGCACUAUAUUAGACAUUGAUUGUUAUUACAUAGAGGGAUUUGAAGGAAUAUUAUUUUUCAAUUACUGUACAAGAGAAGCCUUAGAAUGUUACUCUUUUUGUUUCUGUUGUUUAUAGUUUCAUUAUUAUAUGCUGUAAUUGUGACAGCUUGGUUAUCAUUAAAAGUUUUGAAGUUUAAAA